UAGAAUCUCUUCCUUCAAAAAUAUUGAUAUAUCUAAACUUAUCUUUUCCUUGUUAAUAAUUCUAAGAUGAACACUUCCUCUCAGUUUUUCUUUCUUUCUCUCAUUGCCAUUUGGUUCAUAUCUCUUCCAGGUUUUGAAGCUACUACUAUUCACCCCGACGAAAUGAAAGCUCUUGAAGAUAUAGCUAAAUCACUUGGUAAGACGGAUUGGAACUUCAGCAUUGAUCCAUGCAGCAACAAUUCUAACUGGGCCACGCCUACGCCUCGGAUUCAGAGAUUGCAAGUCGUAGUGAACAUUGUUUUUUGUAACUGCAGUGUUGCUGAUGACAACUUCUGCCAUGUUGUUGAAAUAAUUUUGAAAGGGCAAAAUCUCCCGGGGACUCUCCCACCAGAAUUUACCAGGUUGCAUUACCUUCGAACUAUCGACCUCUCUCGCAAUUACUUGAAUGGUACAAUUCCGAAACAAUGGGGCUCCAUGAUGAAUAUUAUUAAAAUUGCUGUGCCCGGAAAUCGUUUAACAGGCUCAAUACCAGUGGAGAUUGCAAACUUAUCUACUCUCCAAACCUUUGAGUUAUCGGAAAAUCAAAUGUUUGGAAAUAUUCCUCCUGAGCUUGGAAAUCUAACCCAGAUUCAAAGACUGCGAUUUUCCUCUAACAAUUUUACUGGAGAACUACCUGCGACAUUAGCUAAGCUCACUACAUUGGAAGAUUUCUGGAUUGGGGACAACCAAUUUUCUGGAAAGAUACCCGAUUAUAUUCAAAACUGGACAAGUAUUAAUAAACUAGUGAUUCAAGGAAGUGGAUUAAGUGGGCCUAUUCCUUCUGGAAUUUCACUUUUGACGAAGUUAACUGACUUGAGAAUUAGCGAUUUGAGUGGAUCUGAAUAUGCACCUUUGCCACAAUUUAAUAGUAUGACAUCGUUUAAAAAUCUGGUUCUGAGGAAUUGCAACAUCAAUGGAAUGCUACCUGAAAAUCUUGGGAAUACGUCAACUUUUGAAUACUUAGACCUCAGCUUUAACAAAUUAAGUGGAAUGAUUCCGAGGACCUAUGCUGACAUAAACUUUACAUACAUAUUUUUGACAGGAAACCUUCUCACUGGACAAGUUCCUUCUGCUUGGGGAAAGGAUUCAGACGUAGAUCUUUCAUACAAUAAUUUCAGCAUCAACGAAGUGAAUCAGAAAUGUCAAGAUCAAAAUCAAAAAGUGAACUUGUUUUCUACUGCAUGGGCACACAACAGAAAACCAACAGCAGUUUCGUGUUUGCAAUUUGAAUGUCCUAAACCCUCAAAAUCUCUUUAUAUAAAUUGUGGUGGAAAUCAAGAAACAGUCAACAAAACGACGUAUGAUGGUGAUUCAUCUGGAUCAGCUAGAUUCCAACCCAGUUCAUCAGGAAAAUGGGCUUCCAGCACCGCUGGUAUAUUCAUGGAUAGUGAUCAACUCAGAACUUAUUCUACCCGACAUAUCUCUAAACUUACUAUGGUCGAUGCUCAAUUGUACACGAGUGCACGUGUUUCUCCUAAUUCUUUGACUUAUUAUGGGUUUUGCCUUGCAAAUGGAAGUUACACAGUAAAACUACAUUUUGCUGAAAUAAUGUUCACGAACGAUCAAACUUAUGGUAGUCUUGGACGACGUGUAUUUGAUAUCUACCUUCAGGGAAAUCCAGUUAAAAAAGACUUCAAUAUUGCAGAAGAAGCAGGAGGGGUUGGUAAGAAAAUCAUAAAACAGUUCAAUGAUAUCGUUGUUACUAGUAAUACCUUGGAGAUCCGUUUGUAUUGGGCUGGAAAAGGGACAAAGUCUCUUCCAAAUAGAUCAGUAUAUGGUCCUCUUAUAUCAGCUAUAUCUGUCGAAUCUGACUCUCCAUCUGGAAGCAUAACUGCAGGAGCUGUGGUUGGAAUUGUGUUUGCAGCAAUAGUUAUUAUCAUUCUUGUAUUUGGCAUACUUCGGUGGAAAGGAAGUUUUGGAAAGAAAAAUUAUUUAGCAAGAGAGCUAAAUAGUUUAGACCUACAGACGGGUAUUUUUACCUUAAGACAAAUCAAAGCUGCAACAAAUAACUUCGAUAUUUCCAAUAAGAUUGGUGAAGGAGGAUUUGGCCCCGUGUACAAGGGAUGUUUACCCAAUGGAACAUUGGUAGCAGUGAAGCAACUUUCUUCUAAAUCAAAGCAAGGGAAUCGUGAGUUUUUAAAUGAGAUAGGCAUGAUUUCUGCUUUGCAACAUCCUUAUCUUGUUAAACUCCACGGUUGUUGUGUGGAGGGAGAUCAAUUGUUGCUGAUAUAUGAAUACUUGGAAAACAAUAGCCUUGCUCGUGCUUUAUUUGGUCCAGCGGAACACCAAAUAAAAUUAGAUUGGUCAAUAAGGCAGAAGAUUUGCAUUGGUAUUGCUAGAGGUUUGGCAUACCUUCAUGAAGAAUCAAGACUGAAGGUUGUUCACAGAGACAUCAAGGCCACUAAUGUGUUGCUUGAUAAAGAUCUUGAGCCAAAGAUAUCGGAUUUUGGUUUGGCGAAACUUGAUGAGGAGGACAAUACUCACAUUAGCACUAAAAUUGCUGGGACCUAUGGAUAUAUGGCUCCUGAAUACGCAAUGCAUGGUUAUUUGACGGACAAAGCAGAUGUUUAUAGUUUUGGAAUUGUUGCCUUAGAAAUCGUUAGUGGAAAGAGCAACACCUUGUAUCGGUCAAAGGAGCAAGCGUUCUAUCUUCUUGAUUGGGCGCAUUUGUUGAAAGACAGAGGUGACCUGAUGGAGCUAGUUGAUAGAAGAUUAGGUUUAGAUUUCGACAAAAAUGAAGCUAUGGUGAUGAUCAAUGUGGCUCUCCUAUGCACCAACGUCACUUCAAACCUUAGGCCCCCUAUGUCCUCAGUCGUAAGUAUGCUUGAAGGAAGGACUGUGGUUCCAGAAUUUGUGUCAGAUUCAAGUGAAGUAAUGGAUGAAAAGAACAUGGAAGUAUUGAGGCAGUAUUACUAUCAGAUGGAAGAAAAUAGUACAAGUAAGUCACAAACACAAAGUCAGAGUUUAUUAAUUGAUGGGCCAUGGACUGCUACAUCUUCAUCAGCUGUAGACCUUUAUCCCGUCCACCUUGAUUCUUCCUAUUGGGAGAAAAGAAAUUAAGCGCGUUUAUUGAUAAAUAAUUGCAUCUUCCGGCUUGAUGUCCUGCCACUGUGUCUUGUGAUGAAGCCAUGAUGUCUUUAAAACUGAGUACUAUCUCCGUCCAUUUGAAUUUUAACCAAUAAUUGUGCGUGCUCUCUAAUGCACUCUUUGCUCUCUAAUGCACUCUUUCUAACAAAUUAUUAUUGGUUAAAAUUUAAAUGGAUAUCACUAUUUUAAUCUGUAUCCAACAAAUCAGUUGGUAUCACAUCAAUUUAGGUAUUUUUAUGAAUUUUAAUCAAUAAAAGAAGGUGCGUUUCGAAAGAGUCUUAAAGAGUAUGUUGUUAUCAGUUUACAUUGUGUUGUAUUAUCAUGUUAUGUAUUUCGACUGAAAGGA
Molecule: messenger RNA, 3472 nt
Organism: Medicago truncatula (barrel medic)
Lineage: Eukaryota; Viridiplantae; Streptophyta; Magnoliopsida; Fabales; Fabaceae
Product: probable leucine-rich repeat receptor-like serine/threonine-protein kinase At3g14840
Exons: 24
Coding region: 67-3099 (1010 amino acids)
Biological process (GO): protein phosphorylation
Molecular function (GO): ATP binding; protein kinase activity; protein binding
Source: RefSeq, a predicted model, not a curated record